AUGAAGCUCUGUGACAAAAUGGCUCAGUAUGAUGCUAAGAAGUUUGCAGAGCUUCAGCCGAAGAAAGAGACCCCCAAGAAGGAGAAACCACCAAAGGAGCCAAAGAAAGAAAAGGAAGAAAAGAAGCAGCCUCCUGCUCCAGCUCCUGAGGAGGAGAUGGAUGAGGCAGACCAGGCUUUGGCAGCAGAGCCCAAAUCAAAGGACCCAUAUGCCCACCUCCCUAAGAGCCUUUUUGUUAGGGAUGAAUUCAAGAGGAAAUAGUCUAAUGAAGACACCCUGACUGUCGCUCUUCCUUAUUUCUGGGAACAUUUUGACAAAGAAGGAUGGUCAAUCUGGUACUCUGAGUAUCGCUUCCCUGAUGAACUGACUCAUUCAUGA
Molecule: messenger RNA, 378 nt
Organism: Pelobates cultripes (western spadefoot toad)
Lineage: Eukaryota; Metazoa; Chordata; Amphibia; Anura; Pelobatidae
Source: the annotation of a GenBank genome assembly